AUGGUGCUCUCUACUAAGCUCGCUGCUCUUGUGGCUUCGCUCCCCUUCGUUCUUGCUGCGACGAAGAAACUCGACUUCCACAUUCGAAACGACGUUGUCUCACCAGACGGCUUCGAGCGCAGGGCGAUUACAGUCAAUGGCAUCUUCCCUGGGACGCCCGUUAUACUGCAGAAGAACGACAAGGUCCAGAUCAAUACUAUCAAUGAACUGACGGACCCUGGCAUGCGUCGCAGUACCUCCAUCCAUUGGCACGGUUUAUUCCAACAUAAAACCUCCGGCAUGGACGGGCCUUCUUUCGUUAACCAGUGCCCGAUUCCCCCCAACUCUACUUUCCUUUACGACUUCGAUACCGCAGGGCAGACCGGAAACUACUGGUAUCACUCCCACUUGUCUACGCAAUAUUGCGACGGUCUUCGUGGUUCUUUCAUCGUUUAUGAUCCCAACGAUCCUCUGAAGCACCUGUACGAUGUUGAUGAUGAGAGCACCAUCAUCACCUUAGCAGAUUGGUAUCAUGACCUUGCUCCCCACGCUCAAAACCAGUUCUUCCAAACUGGUUCGGUCCCGAUUCCCGACACUGGUUUGAUCAACGGUGUUGGACGAUUCAAGGGCGGCCCUCUUGUCCCUUACGCCGUCAUCAACGUUGAGCAGGGCAAGCGCUACAGAAGAUUCCGCCUCAUCCAGAUUUCAUGUCGUCCCUUCUUCACCUUCUCUAUUGACAACCACACAUUCGAUGCAAUUGAAUUCGACGGCAUAGAGCACGACCCAACACCCGCCCAGAACAUUGAUAUCUAUGCUGCUCAACGUGCGUCGAUCAUCGUCCACGCCAACCAGACCAUCGACAACUACUGGAUCCGGGCGCCACUCACAGGGGGAAACCCCGCAGGUAACCCUAACCUGGACAUAUCGUUGAUCAGGGCCAUCCUUCGUUACAAGGGUGCUCCCGCUGUCGAGCCCACCACAGUUGCGACUACUGGAGGCCACAAGCUCAAUGAUGCCGAUAUGCACCCAAUUGCUCAGGAAGGUCCCGGAAACUUGGGCACCGGUCCCCCAGACAUGGCCAUCACCUUGAACAUCGCCCAGCCGAACCCCCCAUUCUUCGAUAUCAACGGCAUUUCGUAUCUCUCUCCUUCGGUUCCAGUGUUGCUCCAGAUGCUUAGCGGUGCUCGCAAACCACAAGACUUCCUUCCAUCGGAACAAGUCAUCAUCUUGCCCGCCAACAAGCUUAUUGAAGUCUCUAUUCCCGGUGCCGGCGCGCAUCCUUUCCAUUUGCACGGUCAUACCUUCGACAUUGUGCGCACUUCGAAUAGCGACGUCGUGAACCUUGUCAACCCACCGCGUCGCGACGUAUUGCCUAUCAACGGUGGAAACACAACAUUCCGUUUCUUCUCUGGCAACUCCGGUGCAUGGUUCCUCCAUUGCCAUAUCGACUGGCAUCUUGAAGCUGGCCUCGCUGUUGUCUUCGCGGAACGACCUGCUGAAGUGAACGAGGGCGAACAGGCUCAGAUCGUCACCCAAGACUGGAGGACGCUUUGCCCAGCUUAUGAUGGCCUCGCUCCCGAGUUCCAGUAA
This is a messenger RNA of Pleurotus ostreatus (oyster mushroom), 1569 nucleotides long. Its product is annotated as laccase. Lineage: Eukaryota; Fungi; Basidiomycota; Agaricomycetes; Agaricales; Pleurotaceae. The transcript is spliced from 22 exons. Gene Ontology annotation, molecular function: oxidoreductase activity; copper ion binding. The coding region runs from base 1 to 1569 and encodes 522 amino acids. The record is from RefSeq and is a predicted model, not a curated record.